Messenger RNA from Rhinocladiella mackenziei CBS 650.93, 387 nucleotides. RefSeq lists its product as uncharacterized. The record is from RefSeq and is a predicted model, not a curated record. The transcript has a single exon. The coding region runs from base 1 to 387 and encodes 128 amino acids. NCBI's taxonomy places the organism in Eukaryota, Fungi, Ascomycota, Eurotiomycetes, Chaetothyriales, Herpotrichiellaceae.
AUGCCCACUACCAUUCCGACGAGUGGUGAUACUCAAAUCUACAAAUUAACCUUCUAUGUUCCCCCCUCUGACACCCAGGCCUGUUUGUCUGCAAUCUGGUCCACCGGUGCCGGCACCUGGCCGAAUCCACCUGGUACAGAACCCGUUGACGCACCAGCGAAAUAUAUUGAAACCGCCUUCGUCAGUCGGGGUACCGGCAUGUUCCGGCCCACCGCGGCAGCAAAUCCGCAUAUCGGCAAACCGGGAGAUGCGGAGGUGGCCGAGGAGGAGAAAGUCGAGAUGGUUGUCGUGGGCACGCCGACGGUGAAGAGGGCGGUGGAGGCGCUGAGAAAAGCGCAUCCGUAUGAGGUUGUUGCUUUUUUCGUGACCAAAUGCGAAAGCUUUUAA